Penicillium verhagenii is the source of this 1908-nucleotide messenger RNA. RefSeq lists its product as uncharacterized. The coding region runs from base 1 to 1908 and encodes 635 amino acids. The record is from RefSeq and is a predicted model, not a curated record. NCBI's taxonomy places the organism in Eukaryota, Fungi, Ascomycota, Eurotiomycetes, Eurotiales, Aspergillaceae. Gene Ontology annotation, molecular function: lyase activity. The transcript has a single exon.
AUGGAUCGGCUCAUUAUCUUCGCCUGGCUCGCGGCGGCGGUCAUGGCAGUCACUAUUGACUAUGCUGCUCUUCCAUCUCAUCCGCGACUUAUAUUCAAUGAGAAGAGAAUUGACGCAGUCCUUUCCAUGAAUAAAACCGACACCUACUACCAAGACAUUCUUGCCCGUAUUCAACGCAGCGCCGACGUCACAGUGGCUAGCCCUUUGUCCAUCACAUCCGCCGAGAGUUGGUCAAGUUCUAUUCGGAUGGACGUUGGUGCAGUUGCCGGAACCUACCUUUUGACCAAAAACACCACUUACUCCGACUGGGUUGCCGAGAGUAUUCUCUUACUCGCGAAUCUCCCCGACUGGGACCCCUCCGACUACAUGGAUACUGCGGAUAUUGCCAUGACGGUGUCUCUUGGAUACGACUGGAUUUACGACACGUUGACCGUGGCGCAUCGCAAAAAGAUCCAAGCUGCUAUCAUAGAACUGGCGUUUCUACCUGCGUUGAACUCCUCAAUAAAUUCAUGGAGUGAACACACAAAUAACUGGGCGCAGGUCACUCAUUGUUCCUUAAUUAUGGCUACUCUGGCAAUUGGACAAGCCCACCCUAAACUUGCGCAUGAGAUACUUGAAUUCUCGUUCCCCAAGUUGAAUACCUCCUUGGAACAAUAUGCCCCCGAUGGUGGCUGGGUCGAAGGAUACUCAUACGGUACAUAUGCUGGGAUCUUCCUGGGCCUGAUGAUGGGGUCUUUGGACACUGCCCUGGGUGACGAUCUAGGUAUCUCGGGUUUAUCUGGAAUGAGUAACGUUGGUGCCUGGCUCACACACACCUUCGGUAAUGUCGGAGGCUUUGGCUGGGCAGAUGGGUCCUGGGAAUUCAGCAAUGCAGACAGCCUUUGGAGUGUUGGAUAUUGGGCACAGAAGUUCAACAAGCCUCAGUGGCUCCAAGGAAUGCUCUCCCGCUUUGAUUCAUCAGAAGUUUCAUCCUUCCAGGCCUUCCUUUUCUACAACUCAUCUCUCAUGACUCCAAACCUGUUGCCGACGAUGCAGCUGUAUGAUCAGUUCCGUGGAGUAGGAGCCAUGACCUAUCGCACGUCCUGGGAGAACUCUAGCGCCUGGUUUUUUGGGCUGACAGCUGGAUUCAAAGGGCGCUCACAUGGACAUCUUGAUGCUGGUUCCUUUGUUAUCGAUUAUAACGGCUAUCGCUGGGCAGAGCUUUUAGGAUCCGAUAGUUAUGAUCUAACUGAUUACUUUGAAGCCCCCAAACGCUGGACUUACUAUCGAUGCAGAACUGAAGGGGCAAAUACCCUCAGCAUAUCAGAGAAAACCCAAACCGAGUUGCAUUUUGCCAACCAAAUCCCUUCAUCCAACAACUCUCUGCUGUGGGCAGGCAGCUUCGACAGCUCUAGCCGCUUUGGAAUCACAAAUUUGACAAGUGCGUAUUCGAACGUGACCACGAGCGUGAUGCGGGGUGUUGCAUUCACAAAUGGCUCUCAAAUAAUUAUUCGCGACGAAGUCCGCGCAUCCAGUGCUGUCGAUGUCGCGACAAGCUGGCACACUACAGCCACCGUGAAGAUCGGUAGCGGCAAAAAGUCUGCCACUUUGACUCACGAAGAUACUGUUUUGAAGGUCACGCUACUAUCGCCAUCCGAUGCUUAUUUGCACCUGGUAGAUACGGACCCGUGCAGUGCCUACAGUCCUUGUUAUGAAAUGACAAAUAGCGGCAUCUACAAUCUGGCUGUCAGGCUUGAGAAUUUGGCCAAGGAGGCGGAUAUCCUACUUGCCGUAACUGAGGUUGGACAAACAGUUCAUGACUUCGACUUGCCGUUGGAAGAAUGGUAUCCCGCUUGUGAAGAAGAUUGCUGGGAGUCAGCUAAUAUUGAGGUACCGCACUGGCUGCGGAAUUCAGAGACUUAUUUCUAA